AUGUCGAAUUUAGAAAAACUUCAUUUGAAUGUUUAUGUUUCUAUGAAAGAAACAUUUAUUGAUGGAAAUAAUUUAAAGAAAAAUAUUAUCAAUCAUAUGCCACGAUUAAACAAAUUUACAUUUAAUAUUCGUUCAUACCUUGAUAAUCGUAAUCAAAAUGAUCUACCAACAACUGAAGAUAUUAAACAUACAUUUAGUGAUUUUAAAAACAAUCAGAUUAUUUCUUAUGUCGAUUAUUUUCAAAGUAGACGUUCUGGUUGGUGUUCUAUUUAUACAUAUCCAUAUAUAUUGAAAUCUUACGGUUAUGUAACAAAUAAUUUUCCAGGUGUACUAUGUAAAUCUGUUCGUGAAAUAGAGUUAUAUGAUGAACAUCCUUUCGAAUAUAAAUUUUUUCUUCGAACUUCUCAAUCAUUUCCAUUUGUGGAAGAAUUGUCUUUAAGCAAUUCCAAACCACAAAAAAAUAAAUUAUGUAGAGAAUCAAACAAAGACAAUCAACAUUUAUCCAUUAUUAAAUUUCAUCAUCUUACUAAUCUUACACUCUAUGGAGCUCAUGAUGAUUAUAUCGAACAAUUUUUAGAUGAUACGAAAACAUCUUUAUCAAAUAAUGUUCAUCUUAAUGUCGAAUUUGAACCACUGAAAAGAGUGACAUACCAUUUUACAAGAAAUGCAACACGAAUUAAUUGUCAAAAACUGAAAUCUUUAUGGUUAAAUGGCUAUGGCCUUCCUAAAUAUGCUAAAAACAACUUUCCUCAUACAAAAAUAUCCUGA
Molecule: messenger RNA, 768 nt
Organism: Rotaria sp. Silwood2
Lineage: Eukaryota; Metazoa; Rotifera; Eurotatoria; Philodinida; Philodinidae
Source: the annotation of a GenBank genome assembly